AUGGAGCAGCAAAAGCUUUGUACGAUUGCUUGGAUGACGAAGGAUGUUGCAACGGGAGGUGAGUUAGUACGACCUUGUGCUAGUAAGAUCUCUUCGAUGGGACUUUGCAAAAAGAGGUAUUGGGAGGCACGGUUCGAGAAUAAGGAGGAGUUUGAUUGGUACUGCAAAUACUUGCACAUACGUGAACUAUUUGUGUCGUAUGUCUCCAAGACGGCACGAGUUUUGGUUCCAGGAACUGGUACAAGUCGGUUGCCAGCUGAAAUGGCCCUCGAUGGUUAUUCCGACGUGGUUGCCAUGGAUUACGCUGCGAACAUGAAGGGCUGGGAAUCCAGUUCCGUAGACUGCGUGAUUGACAAAGGCUGUCUUGAUGCCAUGCUACUCAAGCCUGAGACGGACACAGAAGAAACGAAUUAG
Messenger RNA from Peronospora belbahrii, 414 nucleotides. The record is from the annotation of a GenBank genome assembly. NCBI's taxonomy places the organism in Eukaryota, Oomycota, Peronosporomycetes, Peronosporales, Peronosporaceae.